Messenger RNA from Sitophilus oryzae (rice weevil), 2150 nucleotides. Its product is annotated as myosin-J heavy chain-like. Bases 92 to 2002 code for a protein of 636 amino acids. The transcript has 10 exons. NCBI's taxonomy places the organism in Eukaryota, Metazoa, Arthropoda, Insecta, Coleoptera, Curculionidae. The record is from RefSeq and is a predicted model, not a curated record.
GGUAUUUCUGUCAAAACACUCAAAUCUGACAUCACUCAAAUUUCAGCAAAAUUUAUCUAAAAUCUCACCACUCAUUUAUAUCAAGUUUACAAUGUUUCCUCCAAUAUAUCUUCCACCCACCGAUCAAAUAACGCUCUUUGGUGAACAAGUCAGUUUAACCGACUUGAGUGAAACACAGUUUAAAAUUUCCAGCCAUGAGAAGGCGAACUUUAAAGAAACCUUGCUAUCGAUGCUCGAUGAUAAAAAUAGGAUUAUCGAAGCUUUGAAGAAGCAGGUGGAGAAUCAGAAAAUGCAGCUGACUUACUACAUCAAGAAGGACAUGAAUCCGAAAAUGAUUCAAAAGCUGUCUGAAUCAUGCAGCCCCCAGGUCUCGGACGAGAGCCUGCCCCUCAAUUUGGCUAUAAACAAAUUUUGCCGACAGAACGGGCUGCAGACGAGGCUAUCAUGCAUGUACGAACGCAUGAACCGGCUCGAUACGAACUUGUUACGCUGCCUUAGAGACCAGGAGUACGUGCUCGAGCAAAUUGUCAAGGAAUUAUGCAACGAUACCAAAAGAAAGUUCACUGGAGUUCCCAAAGUUGAACUGAAAUUCCAGUUUGGAUCACCUUACGUAACAAACCCUAACGUAGUAGAUUUGUUUAUAAAAUUACUCAACGCAACCCUGCAUUUGAAGAGGAAAUUGAUCGGUUUUAAGAUUUGCUGCGAUCGUGUGUUGAUUGUUGAAGAGGAAAGAAAUGGCAUAGUCGAACAAGUUUAUGCGAUGCCGACUGAGCAGCGCUGCGAUUGCAAUUAUUUGCUCGGCUUGCAAAUGGAAAAGGCGGAAAUGGAAAACGAAAUCAGGAGGCUUUCGGCGGAAAAUGUCGAGAAACAGGACCGCGUAGUGGAGCUGAACGUGGUGGAAAAAUUGUUGCAUAAUCUGAGGUGGGAGUUGGACAGUUCCUUUUUGAAAGAUGAAGAUAGUUGUAUCAGUGAAAUGUUGAAAAAGGUCAAUUCAGAGGCAAGAGUCUUGUUGGCGAUGACCCAGGAACAGAAACACAAAUUUAAAGGCGAAGCUUACUGUGACAGGACUCUUUUUUAUAUCAGAACUGCUCUAAACAAUGGUGACGUUUCGGAGGAAGAAUUGCGCAAUAUGGGUAUUAAAGACCAAGAAGGACUUAGGUUGUACGAGACCAUCAAAAAGGAAAUCGAUUCGAUUAGAAAGUCAUUACGAAAAGAAACAGAAAAGGAAAUUACAAAGGCAGCGGACGAAAACAAGAUGUUACGGGACAAAAACGCAAAGUUAGUGGUAGAAAAUGAGAAAAUGACGAUCGAGAAUAAACGACUAAAGGAAGAAGUAGAGCAGAUGAAGUUGGAACAGAAAAACGGUUAUAGACGUUUGAAGCACGAAAGAGACGCUUACAAGUCCCAAGUGGACGAUUUGCAAGCGAUCAGGGAAGCUUACGCCCAGCUGGUCGAUAAACAACCGAGUACCUUGCAGAUCGAGAGGGAAUUUACCAGGCAAAUCGAUGAUCGAGACAAAAUAAUAUCAGAUUAUGAAAGAAAAUUUGCUGUUAUGGUGAAUCGAAUAAAAAGGGAUAAAGAAAAAAUAUCCGAUCAAAACGAACAAAUUGUGAUACUAAAUAGAGUUUUGAAGUUGAACAAAUCCCGUGAUGAAACCAUAUGUGACCAGAAUCCUCCUAAAAAAGAAACUAAAAUUCCUCCAUCCACAUUCCUAAAUCCUACGCUGCAACAAACUAAAAAAUUUCCCAAACUCGACAUGCCUAAAAAUAAGACUUUUCAGCCUCGUCCACUUAACGCAAACGAUAAAACCAUAAAUGAAAAGCAGCCUGAAAACGAGGUCUCUAAUAAAAACAAAACGUCGCAAUUUUUGGAAAAUAAAAAUGCUCCCUCGGAUGACGCUGAAUGGUCGAGUUGUUCGAAGCUCUGUCCCCUUCAAGACCAAAAAAAUUUGGGUGACGUACAACUUAAGUCUGUGACAGAAGAUAAAGGAGAAGAACAGUAAUACAUGUCAACAAUACCGUGUGAUCGAAAAAAAAAACGGGGUCAAGUGACUUUAGAAAUCUUUUUUCAAAGGUAAUUUGACGCCUUUUUUUAAUCGAUAAUACAGCAAUAUAUAAAAAAAAAGUGUCAGUAAAUCUAAUUAAUAAAGA